AUGGACAACAGCAAUGAUAAUUUUUGUGAUUCCUCUCCAUCUCCUACUGUAGAAGAAGAUGCUCUUUCCGUUUCUCAACUCAUCAACCAUCCAAAUCCACCACCACCUGUCCAAUUUAAGCGAUCGGUUUUCAACGAGCUUGCGGAAAAUCUCAGAGUGAAGGAAAUGGAAAUCCGGGAGAAAUUCAAACUCAUCGACCAACUAACCCAGGAGAUCGAUGAAGGAGACGCCGGGGAUCACCAGGCUAAAAGGGUGAUGAGAGUUCAGCUGCAAGAAGAAGUGGCUGAAUCAUUCAAGCAAUUUGAUCAAAUUGCUCAAACCCUCAAAGAAGCUUAUAUGGUGAACAUUGCAAUUUGA
Messenger RNA from Caenorhabditis remanei, 357 nucleotides. RefSeq lists its product as uncharacterized. Lineage: Eukaryota; Metazoa; Nematoda; Chromadorea; Rhabditida; Rhabditidae. The record is from RefSeq and is a predicted model, not a curated record. Bases 1 to 357 code for a protein of 118 amino acids. The transcript has 2 exons.